GCAUGUGUUAAAGCAUCCACCAUUUUCCACUAGUGUUUUCUGGGUGUUACAAGUUUUCUUUGAAUGGGCAUUGUGGCCUACUAUGCAGGUGUGUUGCCCAAUUGGCAAUUGAGAUUGCCCAGUUUCAGAAUUGCUAGCUUGUCCGAGCCGGCUGGGUUGCGAUGGCAAGUGUUGGAACAAGUUGACAAGGAGCUGAGUAAAGGGGAUGAGAGAAUUGCACUUUCUCUUGUCAAAGAUAUGCAGGGCAAGCCCGGUGGACUUCGCUGUUUCGGUGCUGCUAGGCAGGUACCUCAGAGGCUCUACACUUUGGAUGAACUAAAACUGAAUGGAAUAGAGACUUCCGCUCUUCUGUCACCAGUAGACACUACUCUUGGUUCUAUAGAAAGAAACCUGCAGCUUGCUGCUCUUUUAGGAGGAAUUUCUGCCUGGAAUGUGUUUGAAUUUAGUCCACAACAAAUCCUAUACUUAUCUUUGGGAUUGCUGUUUUUAUGGACGCUGGACCUGGUCUCUUUUAAUGGAGGAGUCAGCGGCUUGCUUCUUGAUACAAUUGGACACACAUUUAGUCAAAAGUACCACAAUAGGGUUAUCCAACAUGAAGCUGGCCAUUUCUUAACUGCCUAUGUGCUGGGAAUUCUUCCCAGGGGGUAUACACUCUCAAGUUUGGAAGCUUUGAAGAAGGAAGGAUCUCUCAAUGUUCAAGCCGGGACUGCUUUUGUGGAUUUUGAAUUUCUUGAAGAAGCUUGCACCUUCAGUUUUGUGAAGAACAAAUUGCUGAAAGGCAACUUUCAUGAGUUUGUAGACUUGAUUUGUACUUCAACAUGUUGCAACCAACAUUAUGCUAUAUAUUUCCACAUUUGGGCAUCUAUGAGGCUAAUACAGGAAAAGUAUCAGCCACGGUUUUCAUGCAUAGCACUGGCAGGUGUGGCUACGGAAUAUCUUCUGUAUGGAUAUGCUGAGGGAGGCCUUGCGGAUAUUAACCAGUUGGAUGGAUUACUGAAAGGCUUGGGUUUCACUCAGAAGAAAGCAGAUUCUCAAGUGAGAUGGGCUGUACUUAACACUGUCCUAAUAUUGCGUCGUCAUGAUGGAGCACGAGCAAGACUAGCAGAGGCCAUGUCUGAUAGAAGAUCUGUGGGCUUUUGUAUUGAUGUUAUAGAGAAUGCCAUAGACGAUGCAGACAUGUAGAUUCAAUUACUACUGAUCUCUGUUGUUCAAUCUUUUUACUAACCUUUUUUUUAAAAAAAUGAUGAUGGCUGUUAUUAAUGAAAAUCAAUCAAAUUAGGGA
This is a messenger RNA of Camellia sinensis, 1282 nucleotides long. Its product is annotated as stress regulated protein. The record is from RefSeq and is a predicted model, not a curated record. Lineage: Eukaryota; Viridiplantae; Streptophyta; Magnoliopsida; Ericales; Theaceae. Gene Ontology annotation, molecular function: ATP binding; metalloendopeptidase activity; ATP-dependent peptidase activity. Gene Ontology annotation, biological process: proteolysis.